GAGAACAUGGGGUGUUGGGACCCGGCCCCAUAGUGUUGUAUUGUGAGACAAAAGAGAGAGAGAGAGAGAGAAGUGUAGGCCCCACACACCGCCCAUGCGCACGCUGUCUUACCAAAACUAAACCCAUCAUCGACCCGAUGCCUCGACCUAACCCUAACCCAACAACACUAUACCCAAAAACCAAAAAGCUCAAAAGGAGACCCAAUAAACUCUAUCUUUCUGUUUCUCUCUCUCUCUCUCUCUCUCUCGCUUUCUCUAUUGCCUUUCCCCUUCUCUCGUUCAUUUUCUCCCAAACCUUUAACCAGCAGCAUCAGUUCAUCUCUUUCAUUCGACACAAUCUCUCCUACCUUCUUCGCUCGCAUGAAGAUGGGCUUGAUUCAGCUAUUUGAUCUUAAUUUUGGUUUAAUUUUCCCUUAUGAUCUUUUGAACAUCAGUAGCAUUUAAUCUUUCCCCCUAAAAGAAGAAAGCGAGAAAGAAACACGAGGGAGUUUCAGUUUGGUUUUUCUCUCUUCCAAUUUAAUUAUUUUAGCUUGGCCUUUAUAUACUGAAAGAUAUAAUUAAUUAGGGUAAGUUUAGAAGAAAGAAGAAAGAGAUGGAUCCAGUUGCAGCACAUGGGCGUCCUCUUCCACCUCCUUUCCAUACGAGAGAUCUUCAUUUGCAUACUCAUCAUCAAUUUCAACACCACCAACAACAAAAUUCUGAAGAUGAACAAAGUGGUAACGGCAGCUUUAAUCGCGGUCAAAAGAGAGAGCACGAUGAGAUCACUACCGGCACCGCCAAUAACACUAGUGUCGAAGGUAAAGAACUAGUCCCUGCAAAUUCUGGAGGAGAAGGAGAGAUGGGUAGAAGACCUAGAGGAAGACCUGCCGGUUCCAAGAAUAAAGCUAAACCACCGAUCAUAAUCACCAGAGAUAGCGCCAAUGCCCUUCGAUCUCAUGUUAUGGAAAUCGCCAACGGUUGUGAUAUUAUGGAGAGUGUAUCAACUUUUGCAAGGCGAAGACAAAGAGGGGUUUGCAUUUUGAGUGGAACUGGAACAGUUACUAAUGUCACUCUUAGGCAACCGGCUUCUCCAGGAGCAGUUGUAACUUUACAUGGAAGGUUCGAGAUUUUAUCACUUUCAGGAUCGUUUUUGCCACCUCCAGCUCCACCAGCUGCCUCGGGGUUGACCAUAUAUUUAGCCGGUGGUCAAGGCCAAGUGGUUGGAGGGAGCGUAGUGGGUCCCCUUCUUGCAUCUGGGCCGGUGGUGAUUAUGGCAGCUUCUUUUGGUAAUGCCGCAUAUGAGAGGUUGCCGUUGGAGGAAGAUGAGGGACAGGUGGCUGUGGCUGGAAAUGGGCCUCUAGGGUCACCUGGAGCUGUCGGACAGCCGCAGCAACAACCACAACAGCAGCAGCAGACGCAGCAACAGCAACUAAUGCAAGAUCCAAAUCCAUCUCUUUUUCAAGGGUUGCCUCCUAAUCUACUAAAUUCAGUGCAACUUCCAGCCGAGGCCUAUUGGGGCACUGGUCGCCCUCCUUAUUAAUUAGUAACACAACAGAAACUGUGUUUCUUUCUCUUUUAUCUUUUGUUUCCUCACUUCUAAAUCUUCAAUCUUCAUUCUUCUUCUUCUUCCUCCUUUAAAAGUUAGGUUAUGUUUAAGAUGUUGAUGAUCAUGGUAUUCAACUGCCUUUGAUUGAAGAAGGAUGUACAAAUUUAUGAA
This is a messenger RNA of Jatropha curcas, 1696 nucleotides long. Its product is annotated as AT-hook motif nuclear-localized protein 22. Gene Ontology annotation, molecular function: minor groove of adenine-thymine-rich DNA binding; DNA-binding transcription factor activity. Gene Ontology annotation, cellular component: nucleus. Lineage: Eukaryota; Viridiplantae; Streptophyta; Magnoliopsida; Malpighiales; Euphorbiaceae. Gene Ontology annotation, biological process: vegetative to reproductive phase transition of meristem. The record is from RefSeq and is a predicted model, not a curated record.